GCAAGGGGGGCAACAGAGCGGGUGAGAGAGGGACGUCCAUUUUUUUUCUCCCACCAAGCAAAAGCAUGUCAAGCAGUGGAGGCAAGGGCCAGCAACGUGGCUUUGCCUUUCGAACCAUUCGUACCAAGAAGCGAGCGCUCCGUCAGCAGCGGAAAGCAAGCGGGGCCAACAGCGGUGGUGGAGGAGGGACCAGGACUGGGACAGGGACGGGAGGAGGGGGAAGUGGUGGAGGCAACGGAAGCAGCGGUAGUGGUGGUGGUGGUGGUGGUGGUGGUGGUGGUGGUGGUGGCGGUGGCAGUGGUGGCUGUGGGAAUGGGCAAGCAAAGAACGACAUACAGAUGGCGGCACUCAAGGCAGCCUUGCCCCAUGCCUCGGCCAAGGGCUGGCUGAGAAAGCAUCCUGGCAAAAAGUUCCGCGGGUGGAAGCUGCGAUGGUUUGACCUCCGCAACGGAGAGGUCACCUACCGGACGAACAUUACCGACAAAACUCCCAUCAAGAGGUUGAGCAUGGAUAUCAUCAACGAUGUGCUUCCGGUCGAUGGUGUGCCAUCGGGUCUCAAGGACGACUCGGCUCAUUGCGCCUUCUCCAUCGCUUAUGGCGCAGGCAAGAAGUCGCGAUUCAUCACGCUCCUUGCCUCUUCCCCGCGCGAUCGCAACCUCUGGGUCAAGCGCAUCUGGGCCGCAAAGCGCAUUGCCGAGCUCGGCAUCGAACUGACCGACGUUGACGACGAGUCCAUCGACGACGCUAUUCGCAAGCGCUCGCUCGCGCGCCAGGAGGAGGCUGCUGCCCGGUCGUCGGCUCAGGCGGCGCUCGCCGCAGGCGGCUCAGCAGCUGCCGGCGGCAGCGCCGACGAGUCGGACUCGGACGAGUCGGACUCUGAAGAUUCGGACAGCGAUGAUGAGUCUGGCGGCGGCGGGCAGGUCGGGAACAGCGAGGUUGAGCUUGGCGCCGGAGCCAUCAUCGGGCCGCGCUCACUCGAGACGGUUGUCUCGCCGUCGACGCCGUCGGGCUCAUCGUCGACGCUCCACGGGGCCAUGUCGGAGAGCGAGUAUCCUGCGUCGUUUGGGGCAUGGGCAACAACGACUCGGAGUACACGUCGUCGGGCGACGAAGCCGACGAGACUGACAUUGCUACCGAGCUUCAGGUGACGGCGCGUGUGGCGGCAGCGCGGGCGACCCAGGCAGCGGCGCUCGGGGCGCUCGGUGGGGUUCCGGACCACUGCCCCGAGUCCCCGCUCGGCCUCCUCAAGCCUGCAGGCGGGUGGACGAUUGAGCCUGUGGACGAGCGGGUGUGGCGCGACAAGGCCUCGUUCAACGUGCUCGUCGAGGACGACGACGACGCUGUCGGCUGGUAUCGCGAGUACUUUGCGCACAAGGAGCACACCAACUUUGUGGGCAGCGACAAGAGCUACGGGCCGAUGGCGGUGAGUCUGGUGUGGGAGGGUGCCGGGGCGCGGACGCUGCGGGCGAUUGUGUGGGCGCGGACCGGUAACUACCGGCUCCUCUUCCCACCGCUCGACGAGGGCUCCAAGGCCGGGUCGGCCAAGGCGCAGCUGAAGGCCGUGCUCACGGCGGUCAAGCCCGAGUACGCGUCGGCGGCCAAGAAGAUGGUCAUCCUCAACCAGCAGCGGCAUGCGGCCGAGCUUGCCAAGCUCGAGGACUCGUACCUGCCGCGUAAGUACAAGUUUGGCCUGGUGUACGUCCGCGAGGGCCAGACGUGCGAGACUGAGUUCCUCGCCAACGACUACGAUCCGUCGCCAAACGGGCUGGACGCAGCCUUUGUGGCGUUUACCAAUCUCAUCGGAACGCGGGUUCCGCUCAAGGGUUGGGACGGGUACCGAGCCGGGCUCGACGUCGAUGCCGGCGGGACCGGCGACUACUCGCUCUUUGCACAGGUCCGCGGCUACGACGUCAUGUUCCACGUCGCGCCGAGCUCCCGCACGACCGCGAAAACUCGGGGCAGGAGGUGCAGCGGAAGCGGCAGAUUGGCAACGACAUUGUGGCGAUUGUGUUUACCGACGGACGAACGCCGUACUCACCGGAUGCGAUCCACUGCCAGUUCCUCCACUGCUACGCGGUGGUCCAGCCGGGCCCCAAGCCGGGGCAGUACCUGGUCCAGUUUGCGCGACAGGACUGCGUGCGGCCGUUUGGCCCGCCGACGCCGUCUGCGGUGUGGAACGCCGACGACGCCUUUGUUGACUUUCUCCUCACCAAGCUCGUCAACGCGGAGCGGGUGGCGCUCCGCUCGGGCACCACUUUCGUGGACAAGUUCAAGCGGACGCAGGAGAUCACGCUCGCCGGGCUUUACGAGAAGGCCAAGGCCAAGCCGGCCAAGGGCAAGGGGCCCAAGACGACACCGCCGCUGGAGCUCAAGCCGCGGCUGGGCAGCGGGGUGGGCGGCGGUGGCCCGCGGUCGGCCAUCCGCAUGCUCGACCACAACUAUGAGGGCUUUGCCGCGACGCGGUUCACGGCGCUCCGCGGCGCCGUCGUCGCCUUUGAUCUCUGGGGCUCGACCGCGCUGUACUCGUCGCGGGGCGCGCCGUUCCACAUCGAGAACAUCGGCGACGACGGAGCGCGCGCCAUCAUGGCGCGGACACCGAUGUCAGGCGUGACGGUCAUCGAGUCGCUCGGCCUCGUUAUCUCGCAAGUGGCCAAGUCAGGCGUCCUAGUUGUGUUUUACGUCUCGGCCAUCGGCCCGUGGCAGCCGCUGGAGAUCAAGGGCUCGAAGGGUUCGUCGCUCCACGCGUUUGGCUCGACGCGCGCGGGCGAGUUUAUCGUCUCGUCGAUCUCGUCGUCGCUGGGCAUUUUUGAGUGGAUCGAGUCGUCGUUCCACAAGACCAAGCGCGUCGAUCUCCCGUCGUCGGCGACAGUGCUCCGGUACCUGCGCCACGGCGACUGGGGGUGGGCCACGUCAAGGGCUUCUGGCUCCUCUCGGCCAAGGACAAUGGCACGUUUGCUGUGACCAAGAUCCUCAAGUUCAAGAACGUCAAACCGCGAGCGACAGCCGCCGACAUCAUCUCGCUCGGCAACGGCGAGCUCCUCUGCACAUUUGACCAGUACUCGCGGUUUGUCGAACGGUCGACUGCCCGCCGCUCGCGGCCGUACGACCUCGAGUGGAGCGGCUUUGUCAUCUCCACUGUCCACCGGGCCCCGUUUGUGCUCGGCCUCCUCUCGGGCGGGCCCGCGGGCCGCAUCGAGGUCCGCUCGGUCGACUCGGGCCUCGUCUGGUCGGUUAUUGAGCUGCCGGGCAUGGGCGCGCUCCAGCUGUACUCGACCAAGGUCGGCAUGCUCGUUGGCGUUGCCUCGGACGAGGAGACUGUCAUCUAUGACGUGGUCCAGCAGACGCAGCGUUUGGCAUCGACGCCGACGACGGCGAGAACGAUGACGAUGACGACGACGAUGACGACGGCGACGACGACGAUGACGACGAGGAGGAGGAAGAUGACUCGGCGUCGCCGGCUUCGACGCCCGUGGCUGUGGCUCCCGUGGCAGCGCCGGCGGAGCCGGCCUUGGGCGGGGCAGGUG
Messenger RNA from Thecamonas trahens ATCC 50062, 3524 nucleotides. Its product is annotated as Rap1 GTPase-activating protein 1. Gene Ontology annotation, molecular function: GTPase activator activity. Gene Ontology annotation, cellular component: cytoplasm. The transcript has a single exon. NCBI's taxonomy places the organism in Eukaryota, Apusomonadida, Apusomonadidae. The coding region runs from base 1070 to 2611 and encodes 513 amino acids. Gene Ontology annotation, biological process: activation of GTPase activity; regulation of small GTPase mediated signal transduction. The record is from RefSeq and is a predicted model, not a curated record.